UGGUGCUCGAUGUUUACCUGCCCCAAGUCUAGGGCUGAGACUGUAUUACCUGAGAAGAUAGGGAUCUAAGAAAGCUGGAAACACCACUAUUGGCAAACUGCAAUCUGUCCACCGUAUGGAAUAGAACCCCGGAUUUAAGCGUUGUAAACUCGACGACUUACCGCUGAUCCACCUGAUAAUAGCUAAAAAUAAAUAAAGGGAAUCAGAGAGGCUGUUUAGACAAAAUGGAAGAAAAUAUGAAAGCGUGUGUUACCAUCUUGUGAAAAGAUGGUUUAGUAAGAUUUUACAAAAUGGUGUCUGAAUGGGUAAAUUCAAUGGACAAAAGACCUGUAGACCGAACAGAAGAAGAUGUCGAUGUUAUUUAUGGCCGAUUGCGUAACUUCCAAGCCUUCCAGCAACUCCACCCUUCAUUGUUACACUCUCUAUGUUACUAUGGUUACUAUGAAGAUCUGGACAAAGGAAUCACAUUAUUUCGUGAAGGAGAUCAAGGAUCCAACUGGUAUCUUGUAUUGGCUGGAUCACUUGAAGUUCAAACAACGCAGUCCAUCAGAUGUCAAGACACCAUGACACUGUGCACCUUGGUGGCUGGAACAGCUUUUGGAGAUGGCGUUUUAAAUAACAGCCCCCACACGGCCACUGUUGUAACUAGUGAACAUUGCGAACUUUUGCGAAUCGAGCAACAAGAUUUCCAGGAAUUAUGGGAGCAGAAUCCUCAGCUGAUGGAAGAUAUUGUGUCACCACUGAACACUAUCCGCUCUCUCACAGAUUCUCCCAAACGAGCGGAUAAGAAACCUACAAAUGGAACACACCUUAACCUUCCACCGGCUAGUAAAAAUACAGACCCCACCUCCCCAGAAGCACAAAAUCCUGCUCUACCUAUCACACAGGAACCUUCUGCACAACUGAGAAGAGUGGGAAAGGUGUUCCGUACAAUGAUUCUCAGCCACGCAUCUCAUCUUAUUCGUGACAGAAAGUAUCAUACAAAGACUAUACGUAGAUGUCUUGUCGGCACUGAAAUGGUGGACUGGCUCCUCCAGCAGGCAAUUGGAGGUGCUGUGCGUAUUCACUCUCGAGCCCAGGCUAUUGGCAUGUGGCAGGCGUUGUUAGAGGAAGGGGUGAUUUCACACGUUUCACAGGAAUACCAAUUCAAAGACAAACAUCUGUUCUAUCGGUUUCGAGAAGAUCAAGAUGGAUUUGGUACAACACCUUCUCAGGAUGAUCGUCAUUUAGCAGAGAAAGAAAUCCAGGAAUCUCUAACAGUAUUACUCCAAUUGUCACCUGAAGCUAUCCUAAGAAGUAUUGUGCGCAAACCUCCUGAAGACCGAACAGGAGACGACAUAGAAAUAAUUUACGAAGAACUGUUCCAUAUCAAAGCUUUAUCACACUUGUCAAACAGCAUAAAGAGAGAAUUAGCUGGUGUGUUAUUAUUUGAAACACAUCUGAGAGCAGGAACCGUUUUGUUUAACCAAGGUGAUGAGGGUACAUCAUGGUAUAUCAUCCUCAGAGGUAGUGUGGACGUCGUUAUCUAUGGAAAAGGAGUCGUUUGUACUUUACAUGAAGGUGACGACUUUGGAAAACUGGCCUUAGUAAAUGAUGCUCCAAGAGCAGCAACUAUAGUGACGAGAGAAGACAACUGUCAUUUUCUCCGAGUAGACAAGAAUGACUUCAACAGGAUUCUUAGGGACGCUGAAGCAAACACAGUGAGAUUAAAAGAACACGGACAAGAUGUGUUGCAGCUUCAGAAAAUUCUCACUGAUUUAAAAGGUGCCGAGGGGGGCUCCUCUCACUAUAAGUACAGUGUAAUGGCCGGAACACCACAGAAAAUGCUUGAACACUUGCUUGAAACAAGAAUAGACGUUAGAGUUGAAGAUGGCACAGGUCCGCUAACGUACUCAAAAGACACAUUUCUGGAAGACUUCAUUUUAACACACGUGAUAUUCAUGCCCAGCCACCAGCUGUGUCCGGAACUAAUGAAACAUUAUAAAUUAGAUGUGGCCAACUCCCGUCACGAGAAAGAGUUUAUUGUCGCCAACAAACGACGAGUAGUACAAUUCGUUCACACUUGGGCCAUUGUUGUACGAGAGGCUUUCUUUGAAGAUCAAACUCUCUGCAGUUUUUUAGACGACUUGCAAGCGUUACUGUUUCAAGACUGCGAAUUCUACCUUGGACAUCUUCAAAUGGAAGUUAAACUACUGACUAAAAUGAUCGAUGCCAAACAAAGAUUUCAGGAGGAAUUAGCAAGCACUGCACCUCAGCGAUGGAAGGUUUCAAACAGCGGUCAAAUAGAAAGACUAACAUCCAGUGGUUCUGCUGAAGAAAACGAGGAGGAAAGUCAGCCAAUCAAGUCUAGAGACGAAAUUAUAUUUAGAGUGUACUGUAGCGACCACACUUACACAACUUUAAAGACCUCAGUCGUAGCUACAGCUGAAACUAUCAAACGAAUCGCUGCAGAGAAGCUUGGGCUGAAGGAUGAUUUGGUGUUAGCUGAAGUUAGAUCGGUAGGAGAAAUAUUUCCAUUUAAAGAUUCUGAAGUCAGUGUUCCAACAGGGCUUACUAUUAAUGGAAGAAUAUUCCUUUCAAAUGUGGACCAAGUGAAUGCUCUUAGACCUCUUCCAGAGCAAGAAGGACCAAAAGAAGGAACUGGUGAUGUACUAGAAAUGUUCAGUAGUCACGACCUAGCCCACCAGAUGUCUCUGUACGACUGGGAGCUAUUCAAUGCUAUUCACGAGUAUGAACUGAUCUAUCAGGUUUUUGGACGACAUCAGUUCAGGAAAUCUAUGUCAAACUUGGAUAUGUUUUUGCGAAGGUUCAACGUACUUCAAUUUUGGGUAGUGACAGAGCUUUGUCUGGCGUCCUCUCUCAGCAGACGAGUUCAACUUUUACGGAAGUUCAUCAAAGUGGCUGCAUACUGUCGAGGUUACCAAAAUCUCAACGCCUUCUAUGCGAUCGUUAUGGGACUGAGUAACGUCGCAGUGAAUCGAAUGUCACUCACCUGGGAGAGGCUGCCGGGGAAGCUCAGGAAAAUGUACGCAGAUUUUGAAGCACUGAUUGAUCCGUCGCGAAAUCAUAGACGCUAUAGGAUCUUUGUUGCUAAGAUGGCGCCACCUAUAAUACCUUUCAUGCCCUUGCUUCUUAAAGAUAUGACCUUUUCGCACGAGGGAAAUAAAACAUACUUAGAAGGACUUGUUAAUUUCGAAAAAAUGCACAUGAUUGCACAGACCUUACGUACACUGCGGUACUGCAGGAGUCAGGCCUUAGUCUUGGAGGCACCACCAAUGAGCAAAGUCCAACAGGAAGUAAGAGAAUACAUUAGAAAUAUAAAAGUUAUUGACAAUCAGCGCCGUUUGACUCAACUUUCUAGCUCCUUGGAACCCAGACGAGCCUGUUAAAGUCAUAGCAUACUGGAGAAACUCGACUGAUGGAAUAGAUAAUGCUCACCAAUGAAAAGUUUUAAUAAAGAAAGCGAAGGAUAAAAUGUAUUUAUAUGUAUGUAAAUGUAACGUAAUGAAAUGAAAAUAUCAUGAUGAAAUCAUCAGCCUAUUUCGGUAUAUAUAUAUAUAUAUGCGUGUGUUUGUGUAUUCCGCGAGGUACAUUUUGUAUAAAGUUAUGUCAGAAUAAGUGUUGUAUUUGUUUGUUUGACAUGUUUCGUAUCAGAUUGCUUGUUAUACGUGUAAGUAAAAAUAAUGUGUAGUAUAAUUAGUAAAUCAAACCCUAUCCUUUAAUGAGUAUCUAUCAAAAUAUUGAAAUCUGCAUAUAGAAAAAAAAAUUGUCGUAUUGUUGUUCAUAUGAAAUUGACA
Limulus polyphemus (Atlantic horseshoe crab) is the source of this 3797-nucleotide messenger RNA. Its product is annotated as rap guanine nucleotide exchange factor 4-like. NCBI's taxonomy places the organism in Eukaryota, Metazoa, Arthropoda, Merostomata, Xiphosura, Limulidae. The transcript is spliced from 28 exons. Gene Ontology annotation, molecular function: guanyl-nucleotide exchange factor activity. Gene Ontology annotation, cellular component: plasma membrane. The record is from RefSeq and is a predicted model, not a curated record. Gene Ontology annotation, biological process: positive regulation of GTPase activity; Ras protein signal transduction. Bases 291 to 3389 code for a protein of 1032 amino acids.